AUGUCGAUUAACCAAGUGGUCAACUCAGUGCGAACUGAUGGCGCCACAGAGGCAAACUUGACUCAAUUGAGAGUACUACUCAGAGACGAGCAAGUUCGAUCCUCACAAGAGCUCAAGUCAAACUUAGCAUUCUUGAUGGAAAUUUUCAUACAAGUUUUCAAAUCUGCCAUUGACCAAUAUAACAGUACCGACGCUUCACGGUUGUUUUCGAUUGCGAUCGAGGCGAUUAAGGUCGCGAUCAACCUCGUGGCGUCCAAUGCCGACAAUUGCGAUUUUUUCACCAAGGACGCGGACCUCACUGCCGCUUUUUGGAAUUGCAUCCACGAGAUAUACACCUUGAAUGAAGCAGCAAGCCUUGAGUUGGUCUUCACGUUAAUAUCGCAGUUUUUGUACGUGGAGGGAGACGUGGCGCAUUAUGUACGGUACUUGCAUCUGCAAUCUAUGAAUGCUGUAGUUUACACCGAGUUUGCAUCUAGUGGCGAUCCCGAGGUGGCGCGUGAAUUCAUCACGGCAAACAAGCACCACUUUGAUCUGGCAGACAAGAAGUUUCUUGAACAUUAUGCCAAUCGUUUUCACGAGAUAUAUGCAAACGUAAGCGAUCUGGAUAAAGAGACUGCUAUUGAGAUCUUGGAGUUUGUUUCGCCGAGUCUGCGCGCUUUCAAAAGCGUGCUCCUGCUUUUGGAGCUGGAAAAGGAUACGAAAUUGUUGCGGAAACUCAUGGUGGCGAGCACUGAUGUUUUCCCGGGUGACAUACAAGAUCUUGCCAAAGAGGAGGAGUUUUUGGUAUCACCACAACUGCUGCUCGUGCUGCUGGGGCUGGCGACGCGAAAAAACCUGUAUGCUUUUGCAGCAUGCUGCAUCUGCGUCGGUAACACUAUCCUGAGCGAUGAAACUCGGAUCAAAACGAUCCAGUUGAUCAACGACAGCUUUGGAAUCAAGAACUUGCUUUUUACGUUCUUUUCCGAGUUCAAAAUCACCGACAUUGUCCAAUUGCAAGCCAUCCACAUGUGGAACAACUUGUUGGACCAGUCAAUCGCGAGCUCGAUUAUUGACCACUACCGAGAGGAACUAACCACAUUGACGAAAUUGAUGAUUGACAAUGCCAAUUACUACAAGGAAAUCAGCGUGGUCUACUUUAAGUUUAUAAACAAGUUGAUUAAAUUCUCAACAGGAACCCACGUACUUCCUGCACCAUUAGCUCGACUAGUUUCCGAUUUUAACGACAAUAGUAAUGCCCAAUUGACAUAUGCAAAGUAUCUGCUACUACAACAGCAUGCAAAAAAUCUUAAUGACAAUCUCAGUGAGUCCGCAGUGACAAAACUCGUCAAGUUCACAGUUAGUCUGGUGAACCGCCAGGACAUAUUAGAACAAUUGAAAACCGUCGCCAUACUCAAUACUCAACUCAGCGAGAAAAAAAUAUCAAUUCGAGAUCUCGAUACAGUCUAUCUUGGCCCACUUGCGAAAUUGCUCGACCAGCUCUAUACUCAACUUCCAUGCGCAAGAGAAGAUGAAUCAUGGAAGACCAAAAUUUUCGACAAUAAUUUAAAGUUCGUGGCGGGCUCUACAAUUAAGCUCCUUGAUGGAUCCAUUGAUUUUGCUUCGCUUAAGAGGCUAUGUGACAAAAUCCUACAAAACUAA
Messenger RNA from Lodderomyces beijingensis, 1638 nucleotides. Lineage: Eukaryota; Fungi; Ascomycota; Pichiomycetes; Serinales; Debaryomycetaceae. The record is from the annotation of a GenBank genome assembly.